Molecule: messenger RNA, 4062 nt
Organism: Poecile atricapillus (Black-capped chickadee)
Lineage: Eukaryota; Metazoa; Chordata; Aves; Passeriformes; Paridae
Gene: TGOLN2
Product: trans-golgi network protein 2
Exons: 4
Coding region: 1-1713 (570 amino acids)
Cellular component (GO): trans-Golgi network transport vesicle; endosome; trans-Golgi network
Source: RefSeq, a predicted model, not a curated record
AUGGUGCUCCGGCUCACUAAGCCCCGCCCCCAGCAGGAACAAGCCCCGCCCACCCACGCACUUAAUACCCCAGUGAGCCACGCCCCUCUGCGUCACAGGCCACGCCCCACGCGCUGGGACCCCGCCCAAUGUUCGAGCCCCACCUCGUUCCUCCUCGGCUCCGCCCCCUCGCCGCCGUUCUCGCUCCCCCCCAUAUCUCGCGAUAUCGGUGCCCGGAAGCGGCAGCUGCGGCCCGAGCCGGCGCUGAGGGGCCCGCCCGCCAUGGAGGCCCCGCGGCCGCUGCUGCUGCUCCUGCUGCUCCUGGCGCUCUGCGCCGCCCGUGCCGCGGCAGAGACCUCACAAACGGAGACCGGCGAAUCGGGGGCAGCCGGGGCACCUGGAGGAGGUGACAACCAGGAAAACCAGAGCACAUCCCCAGAGAACAAAAACCAGCAGAAGGAUAAACUCAAAAAUGGCAACUCUGAAACAGGCACAAAUAGCGGGACCAGCAUGGAUGUGAACAAAAACAAGGACCAGAGCAACAAUCCAACUGCAAAUGACAACAAAGAGGACGAGGAGAAGAAGAAGAAGGAGUCACAGACAGCCAGCACCACGGAGGCUGCUCAGAAUGGCCAAAGUGCAGAUGGGACUAGUGAAAGCAACAAUGCAGGAGGCAAGGAACAAGGAAAUGAAGGCCAGAACAGCAGCGGUGGUAGCACAGCCAGCACAGACGGUGGUGGCACUGGUGGCCAGGACAACAAAGGCAGUGCCACUGGUGGCCAGGACAACACUGGCAGUGCCACUGGUGGCCAGGGCAACACAGGCAGCAACACUGGUGGCCAGGACAACACAGGCAGCAACACUGGUGGCCAGGGCAACACUGGCAGUGGCACUGGUGGCCAGGGCAACACAGCCAGUGGCACUGAGGGCGAGGGCAACACAGGCAGCAGCGCUGGUGGCCAGGGCAACACUGGCAGUGGCACUGGUGGCCAGAGUGGCAGCAGCAACAACAAUGGGCAGAGCGGAGACCAGAAGAGCCAGGACGACAAGCAGCCAGGCAGCUCUGGGAAAAAGGACACCAAGGGAGACGGAAGUGAGAAGGGCACGGCUGGCGACGGCACGAACAGCGACGGCAAGGACAACGAGAACACAAAUGGCAGCAACACCCAAAACGGCAACAAGGACCAGGACAGCAAGAAGGACCAGAGCACCAACCAGGGCAGCAAUGACAGGAACGGGGCUGGCACCCAGGACGGCAAGGGCAGUAGUGGGCACACAAACGGAGGCAGCAGUGGGCAGCAGGCCCAGGCUGAGACCCCGGGCAGUGCUGGUGAGAGCCAAGGCAGUGCUGGUGGCGAGCAGCCUCACAGCCAGGACAAUCCAAAGAACUCCCAGGAGGACCAAAGCCCUGUGUCACACUCCUCUCCCUCUGCUGUGGAGGACAACAGCUUUUUGGAAAAUGAAGAAAACCCUGCAGAGGACGAGGCUGAGGAGGGCAGUGACACCUCCUUGGAGCAGGAGACAGGGAACAGUGUUCCCUCCCUGCCCAGGGCCCGCUCAGAGAGCAGCCACUUCUUUGCCUACCUGGUGACCACAGCCGUUAUCGUUGCGGCCCUGUACGUGGCCUACCACAACAAACGGAAGAUCAUUGCUUUUGCUCUGGAAGGAAAAAGAUCAAAAACUGGUCGACGGCCCAAAUCUGGUGAUUAUCAGAGACUGGAUCAAAAGAUCUAGAUUCCUCCUCAGAUUAUGACAGCUGCCAAUGGGAACGCAGUGCUGCCACUGAUGGAUUUCAGUCCACGGGAAGGAGGGAAAACGCUUUCUGUUUUGCACCUGCACCUUGAUAAAACUUCUCACUUCCCUAACUGCUCCUUUCCCAGCUGCCUUGUUUUCCCCCUGGGUGUCUGGCUGCUGGAAAAGCCAGUCCCAGAACUGCACACCCAGAACUUCUGUGUCCCAAUGCAAUGGAAUUUGCCCUCUGCUGGACUGAUCCCUCCUUUUUGUGGGGGAAGUUAAGGAUCUGCUGCACAAUGAGCCACGGGACUGUCCCUUGCCUGGGAACGAAGCUGCCUUGGUCUCUCCCCUCUCCUUCUCCUCCAUCCAUUGGGUUUGGAUGCUCAAGUUGGGAGCAUGUGAGUUCUCUUGCACUUGUUUGGAAUUGACCCACCACAGCCUCAGAUUUGGGUUUUCUCUCCUUGAUCAGUUUUCAGAUUUCACACUCAGAUUCCCUUUCUCACACAUACCCUUGGCCAUGCUGAAGCAGUUUUUGUGGUGUAGCUCAAAGCCUUCAUGCUCUGUGCAGGUCCUUUCCCUCCCAGUGCUCCCAGUUCAGCUGUCUGCCCUGGGGGUGUUGGUUGUGGUACAGUGCUGUGGAGGAGGGGGUCAGCCUGGGGAAGCUCCGUGCCCUGUUGGGGUCAGGGAUUGUGAUGGGAAGAUUGCUUCCUCCCCCUUGUCAAGUGUAGGAAGGAAGGAAUAUAAAUCCCUGAGGAGUUUGGGGUGAGUGAAGCUCCCAGUCCCUGCAGAUGUGUUGGAUGGGUACUGCUCAGACCAAGGGCUGACACUGCUGAGGUGCUUUUCAUUCCUGUACUUCCACUCCCCAGAGGUUUGUUCAAGCUGGGAUGUUGCUGGAGAAGGCACAAAGUACCUGCUUGGCUCCUGCUUUGGAUUUUUCCAGUAUAGGCAGAAAAAAAUGGAAUAGAGGAACCCAGCUGUACCACAUCAGGUGCCAGGCACGUGCCAGUCCUGCACUUGCCAACUGACUGCACGGGAAGAAUGCCAGGAUGGUUAAAUUCCCUAAAUUCCCUCCUGGUGUUUUGUUUUUUUUCUCUGGCCUUCCCAGGCCUGGGAACAAUCAGCACCUUGCUCUUUGGUCACCUUGGACAAGGGCAGAGCCAUUUUCUGGUCACUGUGAAAGCUGCCGCUCUAGUUUUUACUUCCUAAUAGUUCAUUCCAAGAGGGGAGAGAGGGCUUGACCUUCUCCAAACCCUAAAAUCUUCCUUUGCCUUUUUUGCUGGCUGUUGGCAAGCACGAGGAGCACGAGAGUCCUUCUUGGCUUUAAAGAUUCUCAGAGUUUCCCUAGGAAACAUCUAGGAUGCUAAAAGGACUUCCAGGAGUUGUUUUGGAGAGCAGGAGGGUGGAGGGAAGAGAAAGGGAAACAGGACUGGGAAUGUAACUCUCAGGGGAAAGGGUGGGAGCAGCAAAUCACCCCGCUCCAGAGUUCCUGUGGGAUCAGCCAGGCUGGGGGGGCUGCUUCAGGGCAGGGUUGGGGAGGGGGACACAGGCUUUUGGCUGGUGACAGCAGGGGUACAAACCCUGUUCCAGUGUGUGGAAUUCUGUGUGCUCCUGGGCUGCUCCAGCCAGGAUUUUUUGGAUGUGUGCGCUUUUUGGAGUGUGAGUGCUCUAUGCUUGCUUUGUCCUGUUUUGGUUUUAAUUGAAUAAUAAUUUAGAAAGGUGGUGGGGUUUUUUUUUCCACCAUCCACUUAUUUUUCUAUCCUGGGAGCUGUUUCAAAUCCUCUCUUGCUCUAGGCUGUGGGAAUCCCACCCUGCUGCCAACAGGGGAGGGAAUAUUUUGGACCUCAAACAGCUCGAUCCCAGGCUGAGCCAAGCACAAGCUGCUUAGGGUAAUCAGGACACACCUCAUGGCUCUGGGAAGCGCUGGGUCUGGGGAGAAGCAGAUCUCACACCAGGCUGAACUCUGGGGCUUUUCCCCCAGAAUCUCCCUGCCAGCACUUUCUGGGGCUGCUGUGUUCUACCAACAGUGUGGGCUGCCCAAACCUCUGGCAAGUGGUUGCAGUUUGUUGAGUUUUAUGGUGUUUAUGCAACAUGUCCCAAAGGGGUCAAGGUGCACAGAACCUUUUCCCUUUGGACAUAUGUGUUUUCCAUGGAUGGUAUCAGUUGGUACAGAGGGUUUUUUGCCAAACACUCCCACUUUUUAGGCUUGAACCAGCAUAUGAUUUGUUUUCUGCUGCAGUGAAAUGCACCUUGCUUGGAAGGAUCAGAAUUUUUUACAGCUCUUUGUACUGUUUUUUUUUUUAUUUUGUGUGGUGAAGUCAGUAAAUGGAUUUAAAACUGGUUGAGUUUUCA